CUCUGAUGGCCACUUGCGCACAAUUAUAGGGCAUUUUCUAACGACGCAAUAUAUACCCUAUCGGACAGUAUACCUAUCUUAAGGAAUGAUUCGAUCUUCUUAAAAAUAAACAUAUACUUGAGCGUAAAUUAUAUUUACAAGGAUACUGAUGGUGAUUGGUUAAAUUUACUGCAUCAAAGCUCGUUAGGGACCAAAGAAAGCUCCUCACAGAGUAGGAAUGAUUACCACAGUGUUGAUACGAUAAUACAUGUUUGUCACAUACCAUUGAACUAAGCGACAAUUCAGUUGGAGCGUCACGUGUGUUGCCACUUAUGAGUUGAGUCAGGUUAUCCUGCUGGCGUACUCUACCACAGUCAUACAACUUAAUAAACUCACAUCUCCAGAUAAUUACAAACAGAUUUAUCGUCGAAUUGUAGUAUUGAUACAAUAUACUGUGCGCUUUGCGAUAUUAAUAUGCAUUGUAAUGUCCUCCCUCAUUUUGCGAUUGAGACAUCUUCAAGCUGUUUAUGGAAGAAACUUUGACACUUUCAAUGAUGAAUUCGAAUCGGCUGUGGGGGUGACUUUCGCCUUAAGUUCUGUGAAUCAAGAUAAUAUUGGCUACUACUAUGUCAGCGAAGUUGCCACUAAUAUUGAAAAUCCCGAAUGGGAAUCUAUUGAAGUACACAGUCUUCCUAAACAGUUCUCAUCAUCUAAAGCUGUUUUAUUCACUUUCUUUCUUGUGCAUAAGGAAAGCAAUUCACUUUUGUUUGAGAUUUUGGUGCAUUUCUCUGGCCUCGUUCUCGCAAAUUCAGAAAUGCGGGAAAAUAUGUGCCUACCGCAGUCAAAGGAUCAGGUUUAUUUUCAAAUGGGCAGUCAUAUAUAUUCUCCUCGUGAGUAUUUCUCGCCAAACAUAAUAAGUACUCAAAUGUGGCCCAAAAGCACUUCACGCCAUGUUCUCAAACCAUCUUACAACUUAUCUUCACUGCAGAAAUUUUUAGUCAACAAAGAGGCUUUGAAGGUUCAGCUGAAACGUAUUAAAUAUAUGCAAGGUCUAGCCAAUGUUUUGAAGUCAUCUCUUCACAGUUUGAUCAGCCAGGGCGUUGCUGCUGAAAAAAUGGCUGUGGCGAUUGGUCUAGUCAAGAAACGAAUAGAAUUGACAAGAUGUUUGAUGUUGCUAACAGGCAAUAAGAUAGAAGCUCUGAAAAGUAAAAGAUUCUCUUUAGAGCAAGAGUUAUUGAACUUAAGUGAAAGCAGAACAGUAAUUUCUAAUCGACUAGAAGUUUUGCAUCAAUCUCUGAAGGUUGGUUACAAAGAGCUGAAUAAAAUACAGUGUGCGUUGUUUGUUCGCAUACUUCAUUUAUUAAAUGAAGUGUACAGUCUAUUCGUCAGUGAUCUGUUAAAUCCAGUAUUCAAUGCUAAUCAUCAAGAAGCCCUGGGAAUGCAUGAGAGUAAUUUAUCGGAUGACAAUUCAUCAACCCUACUGGAUGGUUCAGAUUUAUCAGCGAUGAUGAACAGUCAUCCUGUUCACCAUCCUAGCAUAGACUAUGGAGCAGAUUUUUUCACAUCUCCUAUAUGCUUUGCUUAUAUUACACAUUUAUUCGCUUUGAUUGCUGCUAUCUUAGAUCAACCAAUAAUUUAUCCAAGAGAUUUUGUUGAAAAUUAUCCUAAACUAAAACUGAUGGAUAUAUUUACACGGGAUCUAUCUCAGUCGGAUCGCUGGGACGCUCAACUCAUGACUUCCCAUUCGGGUUCCACAUGAUAGGCUGGAAAUCCUUCAAUACUCAAAAUCAGAUGGCCGGGGAAGAUCAGCAACAGCGAUCUCUGGGAGCGAACCAACCAGGAAUCGACUGUGCAACAAAUAAGCAGGAAGAAAUGGAGGUGUACUGGCCAGACUCUGAGAAAACCAUCAAGUAACAUCACAGGACAGGCCCCAGAGUGGAACCCGAACAAGAAGCGGCGAGUUGGUCGUCAAAGGGUGGCAUGGAGGAGAUCAUGUGAAGAGGAGGUGAAAGCAUGUGGGGAGACGUGGAGCCAGGUGAGAACGUUGGCAGAGGACUGAACGCAAUGGAGACGUGCAGCUGAAGCCCUAUGUUCCUUUAGGAACUAAAGGAAACAAUAAUAAUACCCGAAGUCCAGCCUAUAAUGUUUUCGCUCGUUUUCCAUUGACUAUAACAAUUCGCUAUAUAUUUAGCUGCUUGCAUUUUAAAUCGCAAUAUUUUCUCUUUGGGUUCACGGUUCAACUUAUGUCUGACACCGGAGAAACAUGCAUUGUUUAAUUUGAAGUCGUUGUUUGAUCAUUUUCAAAAUAAUUUGCUGGCUAAAAUCUAUCAAUAUGAAAUAUCUGGUUUUGUAUGACUAUGAUUUCCUUCUGAAACUAAAGAUAAUUUUUACCAAAAAAAGCUCAUAAAACUUUGAUGAAUUAAAAACAAAAGAAUCGUUAUAUUUUGAUUAUUGGGUUAUAAAAAUCUAUUUUGCUGCUUACUUGAACGAUCUCUGAAUGAUUUUGUUUUAUUUCAUAACUUCACCCACAUCUAAACGCAGGAUGAAAGUGUAAUUUGAACAAUUUUGUAUUGUUUUAUCAAAUGAAUUUGUUAUAUAUUGUAUUCUCGACAAGCUAAGCCUUUUCAUUGUUAUUUCUCAACAAACCUCCACUGCGUGGAUGAUAGAAUGUGGUUACGCUGUUAAAGUAUGUUAGUGACGCUUUUUACAUAACGCUAUUUGAUUUGAUACCCGUGUGAAAUAUUGAAAGAAAAAAAGCCAACUGGUUAUGAAAAAGUGGGAAUUCAAUUCACAUUGUGACAUUAUGUUUUUUUCAUUCACUUGAGUUCA
This is a messenger RNA of Trichobilharzia regenti, 2808 nucleotides long. NCBI's taxonomy places the organism in Eukaryota, Metazoa, Platyhelminthes, Trematoda, Strigeidida, Schistosomatidae. The record is from the annotation of a GenBank genome assembly.